CUUGAGACGCAUGUAGCCAGUCCAUCUUUGGCGCAUCAGGUCGCCCCGAACUUGGUGGAUCGGUUCUCAAGGUAUCAACGGUGAAUCUACAUUUGGGUCGAAAACAAGCAACAGCACGUUACUAUUCACUUGAGUUGAAAACAUCGACUUUGGUCCGGGAAGGACAGGUGUUGGCUGAGCUUCGGUCCUCCAACAAUGUCGAGCCCCAGCAGUCACCGACCGCGAAAGAAGAGAAAGUCAGCCCCGACUCUGCUGAGAAGCGCCACUAUCACCGACAUUGUCAAAAUCGACCCUCAAGACAAUGCAGUCUCGCCCGAAUUUCCCCUCGUCGCAUUCCUCUGGCCAGCGCGAGGAACGACAUCUCAGUGGAUCUUGAUCCCCCUCAUCCUCAUGAUUGUGGGGUUGUUUAGAUGGAGUGUCGGUCUCUGGGGCUACUCGGGCAAGGGAAACCCCCCAAUGCAUGGAGAUUUCGAGGCUCAAAGACACUGGAUGGAGAUUACUACCGGCCUCCCUGUAUCUCAAUGGUACUUUUAUGAUCUCCAGUACUGGGGUCUCGACUAUCCUCCAUUGACAGCUUAUCACAGCUGGCUGUGUGGCAAAGUGGGCUCAAUUUUCAGCAAUACGUGGUUCGCUCUGGGCACGUCACGAGGACUGGAGGAUUACCACUUGACUGUCUUUAUGCGAGCAACCGUUAUCUUCUCCGAGUAUCUCACCUACGUGCCGGCUCUUAUAAUCUUCCUACGACGCUACAGUCGGGCUGAAGCGACCGGAGUGACGAGUUCAUCGAUCGCCCUGGUCGCCAUCAUGAUGCAGCCAGCAAUAAUCCUUAUUGACCACGGUCACUUCCAGUACAACACGGUCAUGUUGGGGUUUGUCGUUGCAACACUGUCGAGCGUCUACGCUAGUCGGCCACUGUGGGGAUGCAUCUUUUUUGUCGCCGCCCUCGGCUUCAAACAAAUGGCUCUCUACUAUUCUCCGAUAGUAUUCGCCUACCUUCUAGGAUCUUGCCUCACGCCAAAGAUCCGUGUCGGCCGAUUGAUCGCCAUCGCCAUUGUGACUCUUGUCUCUCUGGUUGUUGUGUUCGCACCUCUGGUGCUCGGGGCGCUUUACGAAAACCAUCAGCAGGUCAAGCUCCCUAUUCAGCCAACACCGCCACUGCUGGCGCAGAUUGGAAUCCAAGUUGACCCCACUUCACCUCUUGGAAUUGUUCUUGUCCAGGUUUUCCAGGUUAUCCACCGGAUGUUUCCAUUUGCAAGAGGCCUGUUUGAGGACAAGGUGGCGAAUUUCUGGUGUUUGACCAACACAUUCUACAAACUUCAGAAACUCCAAGGCAUCAUUGAACUACCACGGCUAGCCACCUUUGCCACAUUGAUGUCCAUUCUCGGACCGAUGCUGGUGAUUGGGGCCGUACCCAAGAAAUCUCUUCUUCCGUAUGCACUGGCGACCUCGGCAUGGGGAUUCUUCCUCUUCUCAUUCCAAGUCCACGAGAAGUCGGUGCUCCUCCCUCUUCUCCCCAUGACUUUGUUGCUUGGUAGCAAGAAAGGGCUGAGCAAAGAGUAUCGAGCAUGGAUCGGAUGGGCGAACCUGGUUGCAGUGUGGACCAUGUACCCUCUGCUCAAACGCGAUGAACUUCAAGUCCCCUAUGUUGUAGUAUCAUUGUUGUGGGCAUAUCUCAUGGGACUGCCUCCAACCAGUGCGAGUGCAUACUACGACCCGGACCGCGAGAAUGUCACUGGUCGAGCACUUUUGCCGGACGAGCUACGAACGCCAACCAAGAUCUUGCAUUUCCAAAUGUACAUUGUCAUGGCGUUUUGGCAUCUGCUAGCAGCAUUUGCUGUUCCUCCCGAGGACAAGCCUGACUUGUGGGUGGUGAUCAAUGCUUGCAUCGGCGCAUGCGCGUUUGGCAUCUGCUAUCUGUGGUGCUUCUGGAAGCUGGUGAGCGAGAGUGGCUUGAUCGAUUUCUACUUUGCCCAUCAGGAUGUGGUGGAGACCGAUCGUCAACAGAGGGAAAGAUCGAGUACUCCGCGAGUCAAGAUAAGUUGAUGCAGGCUGUGGGAUGGUUUUAAUGCAGUUCUAACGAGUGUCUGCAUUUCGAAGUUGGGAGGAUCAGACAGCGCGGUACCGUUAGGCGUUUGGUUAAAGGAAAAGUGACCCUAGGCAUAUCAGUAUUACUCUUUGUAUAUCUAAUACAGCCACAUCCUUCCAAA
Exophiala mesophila is the source of this 2207-nucleotide messenger RNA. RefSeq lists its product as uncharacterized. Gene Ontology annotation, molecular function: dolichyl pyrophosphate Man9GlcNAc2 alpha-1,3-glucosyltransferase activity. The record is from RefSeq and is a predicted model, not a curated record. Gene Ontology annotation, cellular component: endoplasmic reticulum membrane. NCBI's taxonomy places the organism in Eukaryota, Fungi, Ascomycota, Eurotiomycetes, Chaetothyriales, Herpotrichiellaceae. The transcript has 2 exons. Gene Ontology annotation, biological process: protein N-linked glycosylation. The coding region runs from base 196 to 2043 and encodes 615 amino acids.